AUGGCUCCCAAGAUCGCUAUCGUCUACUACUCCAUGUACGGCCACAUCCGUACCCUGGCCGAGGCCGAGAAGGCCGGUAUCGAGAAGGCCGGCGGCACCGCCGACCUCUUCCAGAUCGCUGAGACCCUCCCUGAGGAGGUCCUCACCAAGAUGGGCGCUCCCCCCAAGCCCAGCGACAUCCCCGUCCUCGAGGACCCCUCCACCCUCGAGGCCUACGACGCCUUCCUCCUCGGCAUUCCAACCAGAUACGGCACCUUCCCCGCCCAGUGGAAGACCUUCUGGGACAAGACCGGCAAGCAAUGGAGCUCCGGUGGCUACUGGGGCAAGCUUGCCGGCCUCUUCAUUUCUACCGCCUCCCUCGGCGGCGGCCAGGAGUCCACUGCCAUCGCCGCCAUGUCCACCCUCGCCCACCACGGCAUUAUCUACGUCCCCUUCGGCUACGCCAAGGCCUUCCCCCUGAUGGCUGACCUCAGCGAGAUUCACGGCGGUGGUCCCUGGGGUGCCGGCACCUUCGCCGGCGCCGACGGCUCUCGCCAGCCCUCCGAGAAGGAGCUCGAGAUCGCCCGCAUCCAGGGCCAGUCCUUCUACGAGACCGUUGCCAAGCACGACGGUGCCAAGGUGGAGAACGGCACGACCAACGGUACCAACGGAGCGGACAAGCCGGCCCCGGUCAAGAAGGACCCGCCCGCGACGGAGAGCCGGGCGCCGAAGGAACUUGACGACAAGGACGUCAAGUCUGGACCGUGUGGACUGCCCAGCAAGUGUGUGGUGCAAUGA
This is a messenger RNA of Colletotrichum siamense, 777 nucleotides long. RefSeq names its product Minor allergen Alt a 7 (gene ALTA7). The record is from RefSeq and is a predicted model, not a curated record. Gene Ontology annotation, molecular function: NAD(P)H dehydrogenase (quinone) activity; FMN binding. NCBI's taxonomy places the organism in Eukaryota, Fungi, Ascomycota, Sordariomycetes, Glomerellales, Glomerellaceae. The transcript is spliced from 4 exons. Bases 1 to 777 code for a protein of 258 amino acids.